Messenger RNA from Solanum stenotomum, 801 nucleotides. RefSeq lists its product as uncharacterized. The transcript is spliced from 3 exons. The record is from RefSeq and is a predicted model, not a curated record. Bases 2 to 724 code for a protein of 240 amino acids. NCBI's taxonomy places the organism in Eukaryota, Viridiplantae, Streptophyta, Magnoliopsida, Solanales, Solanaceae.
UAUGACAAGAGGAAGAGGCAUUAAUCGUUGUUGGGGAGGCCGUGGGGGCAUAACUAACAAAGGAGGAGGAGGCUGCAAGCUGCCACCAGGCACUUCUCAAAAGGAUGUUAGUGAAUCAUCAAUUCCUACAUCUCAGCAGGUUGGUUUAAACCAGUGUAUUGUCUCAUCACAUGAAAGUAGUUCUCAACAGAUUGUAGAUACAUCUCAAGAAGCCAAUGCUCAACAAAUAACUACUCCUGAAAAUGUUGGUGGUCAACAAGAAGCUCACACUUCUCUGGAUGUUGGACGACAAGAAACACCUUUUUCUCAGAAUGUUGGUGCUCAACAAGAAACUCCAACUCAAGAUGUUUCUCCUGAACAAACACCUGCAUCAUUUGAAAGUAGUAAUCCACAGGUCAGACAAGAUACAUUUGGUGGCAUGAAAUCCUUGAGAGUAAAUGGAGAUACAUUCUUCCCACAUGAGGCUGUUCGAGAUGUGGUGUUAGCCUUUAAAAAAAGCUUCUCCGGACCAUGGCAUUGUUGGAGCAAAGUUCCAGAGCAUGUACGAGACAAAUGGUUUAAUGAUUUUGAGAAGAAUUAUUCUUUUUCUGGUGAAGAUAAAGUACUUAUUCGAAAAACUUUUAAUCGGGUGGGUAGUGAAAGAUUGAGUGACAGUUUGGGAAAAGCAAAGAGAACAUUUUCAAGAACAAAGAAAACACCAAAGUGGAUUGCUCAAGUUCACUAGGACGGUUUGAUGAAAUAUUGGAACUCUGACGGUUUUAAGAAAAUAUCAGCAGUCAACUCAAAGAAUAGAAUGUCAUC